Molecule: messenger RNA, 3211 nt
Organism: Amphibalanus amphitrite
Lineage: Eukaryota; Metazoa; Arthropoda; Thecostraca; Balanomorpha; Balanidae
Exons: 6
Coding region: 19-2403 (794 amino acids)
Molecular function (GO): protein binding
Source: RefSeq, a predicted model, not a curated record
UCGCCAGGCACCGCAGCGAUGGGAGGUGGAACGACGCUGGUCUGUGGCAGCGGCGGAGGCGGCGGCGGUGGCCGGCCGCCCCCCAGGGCCGACAGGAGCGCCGCCGACGUCAGGAUGCCGCCUACGGGAAGACGCCGUGCGAUGCGCUACAUUCUGCGUCGGUCCACCGAUGCCCCUCAGCUGAGCAGUCUGCAGUCGCUGGACGGUGACCUGGGCUGUGGCCGGGAACAGGACGCGGAGCCGCCGGCGCCGCCGACCAAACCCAGUUUUUCCACAUGGAGUCGGCUGGUGGGCCACAAGUGGAGCCAGCUGCGACGGGCAGACUCUCGCGACCGGCUGACCGCCGCCGAGUCGGCCCGACACUCGGUCACCGACUCGUUCGCGCUGACGGCUCCGCGCAGGAAACCGCCCCCGUCCGGGCGAUCCGCGGCGACCUCCGGCGGUCAGCGCAGCUCCAGUCGAGACAGCAGUCUGGAGCGGGGCAAACUCGACCGCGUCGAGUCACUCAAGAAUCUGUUCCUGCGAGCUCGGGAGCCGCGAGCACGCACUGGGCGGGAGCGUUCGGCGGCGACGACAGCGACGAACAUGCAGCGCUGCUGCUCGACCUCUCUUCUGUCGACGUACGUACCGGCUGAGGACCCCAGCGAUGACCUGGACCUGGGUAAGAGACGGGAGCAGCGGCGCUCCAGCGGCGGCAGCGGCGGCGGCGGGGUGAGUCUGCGGGAGGCCGGCCGCUCUGCCUCGCUGGGCGGCGGCGCGCUGACGGCCCUGCCCGAGGAGGCGGGCUCCACGCCCGUCCCUGUGGUGGUCAGCACCCUGGAGCGGCCGCGGCGCCGGCCCUCGGCGCGACAGGAGGCCGGCUGGCGCACCCGCAGCCUCUGGCCCGGACAGAUGGACGGCCCCACGGCUGAUGACGACGGUGACAGUGACAGCGGCAUCCUGAACGAGCACUCGGACGGCAGCUCGACACACGACUCCGAGUCGGGCAGCCUGACGUCUCAGCGCACCGACUCGGGCGCCUCGUGCGAGGGCGGCGGACUGGGUAGCCUGGGUGGCCGCCGGGAGCGGGCUGUGGUCGAGGAGGACACCGCUCCCGGGCGGCGCCGCUCGGCCGGCUGGGGCGCCCAUACGCCGGAGUCGCGGCCGGACCGUCUGCCGCCGCGGCCGCCCGUCUGGAUGGGAGCAGAUGAGGAGGGUGACGCCACGAGCGGCGCGCUACCGCCGGCGCCGCGCCGCUCCACCGGCGGCAGCGGCAGUGGCACGCCGCCCACCCGACCGCGCCGGCUGGCCGUGCUCGACGGCCGCCGCUACCGACGCGCCUCAUCGAUGGACGGAGGGGGCCUGGGGCGGCGGCGGCUGGCGGCCUACCCGCCGGCGCCGGCGUCCCGCUCGCCGUCGCCGCCGCCGGCCGGACCGCAGUUCCACCUGCUGCGUAUCGCCGCCGCCGACGGCGAGCCGCUCGGAGUGGACAUCGCCGAGGAUCCGACCGGGGAGGAGGACGGCGACUUCAUCGUCACUGGCAUCGAGCCCGGCGGCCUGGCCGACAGGGACGGCCGGCUGCGCUGCGGUGACGGCCUGCUGAACGCCAACGGUCACCGGCUGCGCGGCCUGCCCGCCGCCGAGGCUGCUGACCUGCUGCGCGGCGUCUCCGGCCGGCUGGAGCUGGUGCUGAGCCGGCGGCCCGCCUCCCCCGACCAGCGGUACGUGACGGUGGUCUCCACCUGCGGUCAGCUGGUGCUGGACGCCGCUGGACCCGGCUGGACGCCGCAGGAGCCGGCCGGCCGGCGCAGCGAUCCCAGCCAGCGGGCCCGCACACUGGGCGCCGGAUACCGGCGGCGGCAGCGGCACCGACGCGACUCCGACUCCGACUCCGUGGGGCGGAGACAGACGGAGCCCGAGUCACCGCCGCCGGCCGGCCCUGGGUCCGUGGCAGACCCGCCAGACAGCCCCGACACGGGCGGCACCACCUGCAACGCCAGCACCAGCACCAGCCCCAGAAUCAGCACCAGCACCAGCCCCAGCAGCGGCCUGUGCACGCUGCCGCGUCGGCCCCGUUCGCUGCAGCUCAGUCUGCGCACAGUCAUCUUCGAGAAGGGCCGCGGCAGGAAGAGCCUGGGCUUCAGCGUGGUCGGCGGCACGGAUUCACCGCGCGGCAACAUGGGCAUCUUCGUGAAGACGGUGCUGCCCAACGGCCAGGCGGCCGAGGAGAAUAAACUGCAGGAAGGCGAUGAAAUCUUCUCUGUGAACGGCGAGCCGCUGCGGGGCUGCUCGCACGCCGAGGCCAUCGCACUCUUCAAGAAGACAAAGACGGGUCUGGUGGUGCUGCAAGUCGGUCGGCGGGUCCGAAAGGGGGUCGGGUCCUCCAAGUCCAAGUCGUGUGACGAGCUCGACCGUCUGGGCUAGCGUCCGUCGGCGUCACCCUAUCUACGUCAUCCGCUGGUCGGCUCCGUGAAGCGAGGAGGGAGCUCUAGCCAUUGUCACUGGCCUGGUCUGCUCGGUCAGAAUCGCUCCGAGAAACAUUGGGAGUGUGGACAAAGAGGUGCCUCCAUUGAAGCGAUAAUGAGUCGGUGUUGGCUGUCAGUGAGAAAUCAACAAUGCGCAGUGCGCGGGUACGUCAGUGUAUAGCCGGUCGCGAUGCUGGCAGUUUUAGCAAUUAGCUAGCUUUGUUUUAUCGAGACGUUAGUGUAGUUAGUAAGCGUACUUUUAUGUAGACGUAGGCAAAGUCUAUGUGGCGUUGAUCGCAGCUUAUUGAGACGUCUGUGCAUUGUAUCAAAACGUCAGCUGAGUGUGACGUCAGUGCGGGUCAGUGUUUUAUCGGGCAUGGACUGCUGGCUGCGUGGGGUGAUAUUACUGUGAGCUCCCGCCUACCUUCGCUCGCCGGUUGUUGCUUUUUUGUGUCUGUGUGAGCAGGUAGAGCAGGUAGGGAGGGUAGAGCGGAGGGUGCGCGAGGUUAGAGUCGCUCUCUGGCCUCGGAUCUCAGAGGGAAGCUGGGGGGGGGGGGGGGGGGGGGGCCGUGCGGGCCUCUGCGGGCUGAGCGAGGACUGUAUGUCUGUGUGCUGUCUAGUCGACUGCGCUUGGCUUGUGUUGACGCGCUAUGUAUGUAAUAUGUAUGCCCCGGGCACCUCGGGUCGGGGUGCUGCGGAGGUCACCUCUAUUUACCGCCCUUUCACCAGCCAGCUUUUGCGUGAAAGUAAUAAAAAUCGCUGUUUUA